Messenger RNA from Camellia sinensis, 363 nucleotides. NCBI's taxonomy places the organism in Eukaryota, Viridiplantae, Streptophyta, Magnoliopsida, Ericales, Theaceae. The record is from RefSeq and is a predicted model, not a curated record.
CUCUCCUCACUACACGCAUUCUUCAACCAUCACUCAUCCAACAUCUUCCCAACAAUGGCCACCGUGUCGAAUUUGGGCACUGAAAGGCCGGUGGUGAUCUUCAGCAAAAGCGAUUGUUGCAUUUCCCACUCCAUUAAGACAUUGAUAUAUAGUUUUGGAGCGAGUCCUGCCAUUUACGAGCUUGAUGAAAUUUCAAAUGGACGACAAUUGGAAAGGGAGUUGUUGUCGUUAGGACGUCGGCCUAGUGUGCCUGCUGUGUUCAUAGGGGGGGAGUUGGUUGGCGGUUCUAAUGAGAUCAUGAGCCUCCAAAUCCAAGGGAAGCUAGUCAAAUUGCUGAGAGAGGCUAAAGCUAUAUUUCUGUAA